Molecule: messenger RNA, 1491 nt
Organism: Phlebotomus argentipes
Lineage: Eukaryota; Metazoa; Arthropoda; Insecta; Diptera; Psychodidae
Gene: Rsph3
Product: radial spoke head protein 3 homolog B
Exons: 5
Coding region: 1-1491 (496 amino acids)
Cellular component (GO): cilium
Source: RefSeq, a predicted model, not a curated record
AUGCCGACAGUGUCUUCGCGAAUGUCUGAAGAUGUCCUUCUAGACGACACCUUCGCGGCGCCCACUCUUCCUGUGUCCUUUGGCGCCAAGCCCAACGCCAUUGUGCGCCCCGUGCAGCGCACUCUCACGCGCGAGGCCAGCGAGAAGCUCCUGUCGGAGUUCGGCAGCCACCUCACGGACUCCAGUGAGGGCAAGACGGCCCUCAAGGAGUUCGUGGAGCAGCUGGACGAGAAGCUGAAGCGCCUGCAGGCGCAGGACCAGAAGGAUGGCAGGAAGAGGGUCACGACAGUCAUCCAGCGCCCGCUCUUCAUCACCACCGUGCCCACGGGAUACUACGUGCAGCCCUGCAAGGAGCCCAUCUGCGUCCGGAAGGUCUACGCCUACUCCAGCCAUCCGCGCGUCGUCGCCAGCCCGGACAAGUCCAAGCCACAGCGGAAGAUUCCGCGCCCAGCUCUUGACCUGAAGCGUCACGUGAUCUCGGAGCCUGUCGCGCGCAAGGAGGCUCUCAGGGAUUCCACUCAACCAUACCAGAACAUGAUGUUCGACAAGCGAGUCGUUCGAGGAAGCAAUUUCAAUGCAAAUGCAGCCACAAUCACGUGGAAUCCCAAUUUUGCCUAUGCGGGUCUGCUGUCGGGAAAGGGCGACGUGGAUCACAAGGACACGGCCAAGAGGCGACAACUGCUGCGGAAGAAGCCGCGCAACCGCGGCGUCGUGGGGACGCCGCCGCCGGUGCGCGGCCGACGGCAUGAGAACGUGCAAACGGAGAAGUACCUGGAGGAGCUGUUCGUGCGCCCUAGCGAGAACGACGCCAGCUGUCAGACGGAUCUCUUCCUGCAGCGACCGCCGUCAGCGCCCUUCGUGGCCGCGCUGGCCGGCAGGGAUGCCGAGACGGAGAUCCUGGACGGCGAUCUCAGCCACUCGGACCAGGAGGUGCAGCCCGUGGUGGACAAUCUGGUGGGACGGUGCAUGGAGCAGGCAUUCUUGGAGGUCAUCCACGAGGAGGAAGUGGCGGAGAUGAAGAAGGAGCAGCAAAAAUUGUUGGCUCUUCGCGAGGCGGAGCUAGACAAGCUGAGGCGCUCAGACGGGGCGCCAAGAGAGUCGCCGGGCAAGAGCAAGAGGCGCAUCACUGCCGCGAAGCUGCUCCAGGAGCACAUCGCCGACCUGCUGCCCGCCAUCCUCAGCUCCAUUCAGUCCGUGACCGAGGCGGAGAACCGCGAGGAGCUGGAGCGCCAGCUGCAGCCGUGGCUGGCGCGCGAAGUGGCCGAGGAGAUCGGCCACAUGAUCGACUCCAAGGAGCUCCUGGGCGAGAUCGUCAAGGAGAUCCUGCGCGAGCGCGCCGAGCUCUACGGCACGCUCUCAGAGUCCGAGAGCGAGGCGUCGCUGGCGCCAGAGCGCAAGCGGAAUCAGAUCAAGAGCGAGGAUAUCAACGAUGGCAAGGAGAAGGCGAUGUACAUCGAGGGAGACGAGAUUCUUUAUCGUCGCGAGCAGUGA